GUGUAUCCGGAGGUGUCAGAGUCAUCUCAGGCCUGUCUGCCUCCGUCCUCCUUCCUCACCUGUUCCUCUGAUAGCACCAUCAGACUGUGGCACGCCGACCCCCCCACUGGGCACGCCAACCUGUACAGCAACGACCUGCUGAGGAUUCUGUACGUGGGCGAGAACACGCAGCGACCGCAGGCCGAGGCCGAGAAGGGCGAGGCAGCAGCAGGGGCUGAUGGGAAGGCGGGGAUCAGAGUGCUGAGUAUCAGUCCUGAUGGACAACAGCUGGCAGCUGGAGACCGCUGUGGAAACCUGCGUAUCUUUGGUCUGAAGUUUCUGGACCAGCUGGUGAAGAUCGAGGCUCAUGACUCGGAGGUGUUGUGUUUGGAGUUCUCCCCCACAUCCACAGGUGUGAAGCUGUUGGCGUCGGCCAGCAGGGAUCGACUAAUCCACGUCUUCAACCUGGAGGAGAACUACAGCCUGCAGCAGACACUGAGCGACCACUCGGCCUCCAUCACUGCAGUCAAGUUCACGGGUGAGAGUCCGGAGGUUCGAAUGGUGAGCUGUGGAGCCGACAAAAGCAUCUACUUCCAGACAGCUGAGCAGGCGGCGGACGGUCUGUCGUUCUCCAGGAGUCAUCACGUGGUGGAGAAGACGACGUUGUACGACAUGGACCUGGACUCGACGAGGACACACGUGGCCAUCGCAUGUCAGGACCGAAACAUCAGGGUAUACAAUGUGGAGACGGGGAAGCUGAAGAAGUGUUUGAAGGGCUCGUCCAGUGAAGACGGAGCUCUGCUGAAGGUUGAAAUUGAUCCGUCCGGGUCGUUCUUCGCCACCAGCUGCUCCGACAAAAACAUCUCCAUCUUUGACUACGAGUCUGGAGAGUGUGUGGCCACGCUGUUCGGACACUCAGAGAUCGUCACCUGUAUGAGGUUCAGUCAGGACUGCAGACACCUCAUCACUGUGUCAGGAGACAGUUGUGUGUUUGUGUGGAGGUUGGACUCUCAGAUGACCAGCACCAUGAGAAAGAGGCGGGGCUUCAAAGUGAGCGCUGCACCUGAAAGCUGCAGCGUCAGACAGCAGAACAUCAGGAGAGAGACCUUCACCAGCGUGCCCUCGUCUCAGCUGUCUCAGCUGGACGAGGAGGAGGAGGCUGACAGCGGUACUCCAGCUAGACCGGACUCUGCUCAGG
Molecule: messenger RNA, 1177 nt
Organism: Labrus bergylta (ballan wrasse)
Lineage: Eukaryota; Metazoa; Chordata; Actinopteri; Labriformes; Labridae
Source: RefSeq, a predicted model, not a curated record